AACAAAUUCAUUACGUUCCCAUUUCGAUGAUCAACAGGUUCCCCAGUAAAUGAAGUUAUACAGAGAAUACCUAUUGAAGAGUAGACUCGAUGUAUCUCUCGAGGUGUGUAUGCCUUCAGCUAACAACCACUCUCAUCCAUUUCAGUCUUGUGUCAGUAAAUUUGUAUUCCUUGUGCUGCGUGAGCGAGACAACUUUACUACCAAAAAUUCGACUAGCGUUGACCAAUGAUCUCUCACCAGCUGCGUCGUGCAUCUCAACGCGGUUCAGUAGAAGUUCAGGGUUCGCUAAUAAAAGAUUGAGAUUAGGCUUGAAUUUGCAAUACCUAAAGCCGCCAGUCUUGCACCUUGUCCGGGAGAAGGGUCUAUUCAUUCCUUGGCCAACCUUUUGAAGGAAUCCUACAAUGAUACUAUUGAUACUUCUGGUUUCUAGCUAUAUUGCUGGUUGGUUAUUAUACUCUAUUAAAAGCAAGUUAUUAAG
Xylaria bambusicola is the source of this 478-nucleotide messenger RNA. RefSeq lists its product as uncharacterized. The coding region runs from base 90 to 389 and encodes 99 amino acids. The record is from RefSeq and is a predicted model, not a curated record. The transcript has a single exon. NCBI's taxonomy places the organism in Eukaryota, Fungi, Ascomycota, Sordariomycetes, Xylariales, Xylariaceae.